Molecule: messenger RNA, 3304 nt
Organism: Dicentrarchus labrax (European seabass)
Lineage: Eukaryota; Metazoa; Chordata; Actinopteri; Moronidae
Product: chromaffin granule amine transporter
Exons: 16
Coding region: 93-1883 (596 amino acids)
Biological process (GO): transmembrane transport; aminergic neurotransmitter loading into synaptic vesicle; xenobiotic transport
Cellular component (GO): terminal bouton; synaptic vesicle membrane
Molecular function (GO): serotonin:sodium:chloride symporter activity; xenobiotic transmembrane transporter activity
Source: RefSeq, a predicted model, not a curated record
UCCUCCUCCUCCUCCUCUUCCUCCCCUCAGGUCAGAUAUAUAAUCUGUCCGUCAGCAGCUGGAGGAAGAAGAAGAGCAUCAGUCGUCCAGACAUGGCGUGGCUCCAUCAGAGUCGAGGUUCUCCCAGACUCGUCCUGGUGGUUGUUUGUGUCGCUCUGCUGCUCGACAACAUGCUGCUGACUGUGGUUGUGCCGAUCAUCCCGACGUUCCUCUACGCCAUGGAGCAUCCCAGUCCAGAGCCUCAGACCGCCCAGCCCUCCCUGCUCCCGCUGCCCAGCCACGGUGCACCACGCUUGGGCACGGUGCCCUCGCAGUCCCCCUCCCCCACGUCAAACCUCCAGACCUCACAGCUCCCUCAGCCCAGCCGCAGUGCACCGGUCCUGGACACACAGCCAGAGCAGAGGCCUCCUCCCAGCUUCCCUCCUCUGGUGUCCCUGUUCGACAACGCCACCUUCAGUCUGCAGGAGAUCCGGACUGAACCGACCGCCGACGCUGAGCCCACAGACCAGACCAGCUCAACCACAGACCUGCAGCCCAACGAGACUGCAGAGUCCUCCUGUCUUCAGGACAGUUUGUUUCUGGAGGAGGAAAACGUUCGUGUUGGUUUGCUGUUUGCCUCUAAAGCUCUCGUCCAGCUGCUCGUCAACCCAUUCGUCGGCCCGCUCACCAACAGGGUCGGCUAUCACAUCCCCAUGUUUGCUGGGUUCAUCAUCAUGUUUGUGUCGACCAUCAUGUUUGCGUUCUCAGGGACCUACGCUCUGCUGUUCUUCGCUCGCUCUCUGCAGGGAAUCGGCUCUUCUUUCUCCUCAGUGGCAGGUCUGGGUAUGUUGGCGAGUGUGUACACAAAUGAUGAGGAGAGAGGCAUCGCCAUGGGCAUCGCACUGGGAGGACUGGCUAUGGGAGUCCUGAGUGAGACACACACACACACACACACACACACACACACACACACACACACACACACACACACUUCCUGUCCAUCGUUCCCAUCAUGCAUCACUCUAAAUGCCGUGUGUGUGUUUCCUGUUUCAGUCGGGGCUCCGUUCGGCAGUGUGAUGUAUGAGUUUGUGGGGAAGAGCGCCCCCUUCCUGAUUCUGGCCUUCCUGGCUGUGUUUGAUGGAGCGUUACAGAUGUUCAUCCUGCAGCCGUCGAAGAUCUCUCCCGGGAGUGUGGAGGGGACCCCGUUACUGACGCUGUUAAAGGACCCGUACAUCCUCAUCAGUGCAGGUUCUCUGUGUUUUGCUAAUAUGGGUGUAGCGAUAUUGGAGCCGACUCUUCCGAUCUGGAUGAUGCAGACGAUGUGCUCCCCUAAAUGGCAACUUGGUAUGGCCUUCCUUCCUGCCAGCAUCUCCUACCUGAUAGGAACAAACCUGUUUGGUGUCCUGGCCAAUAAGAUGGGACGGUGGCUGUGCUCCAUGUUGGGGAUGUUCAUCGUUGGGAUCAGUCUGCUGUGUGUUCCUUUUGCCACCAGUAUCUACGGUCUGAUUGGACCUAACGGCGGUCUGGGCUUUGCGAUAGGUAUGGUCGACUCCUCCAUGAUGGCCAUCAUGGGUUACCUGGUCGACAUCCGUCACGCCUCCGUCUACGGCAGCGUCUACGCCAUCGCUGAUGUGGCGCUGUGUAUGGGGUUCGCUAUAGGACCGUCCACAGGGGGCGCUCUGGUCCAGGCGGUGGGUUUUCCUUGUCUCAUGGUGUUUAUCGGUGUGAUCAACAUCCUGUACGCUCCACUCUGCUUCCUGUUACGUAACCCCGCUGUCAGAGAGGAGAAAAUGGCGAUCAUCGACCAGGAGUGUGUGAUGCACAGGAAAAGCUACAACACACAGAAGGAGAGUCGUGAGUUUCCUCUGAGCGACUACAGCGAAGAAGAAGAGACGGAGGAGUGACACACACACACACACACACCUGAUGUUGUGAUGUCGUCUCCGUACACGUUUUACCUUCAUCAUCAACUUCCUGUCGUCACACAGUCAGAACAGAGCAGACGUCAGUGUCCUUAUAGAUAUCAUUGAUCAUGGAUCGUUGAUUGGUUUUGGAUUGGGGAUCAAUACUGUUACAGUUUGUCAUUAUUGAUUCAUGGAGGCUGUUUCUGAAGCCGCGUGUGUUUACAGAGUCACUGAUGUUAAUAAAUGCAUGAAAACGUCAUUAAAAGAUGCCGAUUGCCUCCAACUGGCCGUUAGCUAAGCCCCACCCCUUAGUUACUGUUGCUAUGCGUGUUGCUAAUAAAGUUUACGGGGAAAAACUCGCAGAUUUACGACAACGUUCAACAAAGCAGCUUCUCAUGUUAGGUAGCAAAAUUCAAUGAAUCGAUCAAUGAAUUACAUUUUUUUAACUUUGUUGAUAAACUGAAUAUAUUUUAUUUUUGGUUAAAAAUCGGAAACUUUUAAUUAAUUUCUGGGAUUUUUUAACGAUACGUUAACUCCUAAUCUGGGUAAUAAGGUAGUUAGCCGCACACGCUAACGGUAGUUUAUGUUAAUCUAAAGCUGCGGAGGUCAGUUGGAAUCAAUUCUGUGUUUUUAACUUCAAGAUUACGUUUAUUUUAAUGUCGGACGUUUCUAUAAGAACAGUGUUAACUUCCACUAAUGAGAGGAGGACGGCCCACCUCCCUCUGCCUCCCUCAACCUCCCUCUGCCUCCCUCUGCCUCCCUCAUCCUCCCUCAACCUCCCCCAACCUCCCUCUGCCUCCCUCUGCCUCCCUCAACCUCCCUCUGCCUCCCUCAACCUCCCACAACCUCCCACAACCUCCCCCAUCCUCCCUCUGCCUCCCUCAACCUCCCUCUGCCUCCCUCUGCCUCCCUCAACCUCCCUCUGCCUCCCUCAACCUCCCUCAACCUCCCUCAGCCUCCCUCUGCCUCCCUCAUCCUCCCUCAACCUCCCUCUGCCUCCCUCAACCUCCCUCAGCCUCCCUCUGCCUCCCCAACCUCCCUCUGCCUCCCUCUGCCUCCCCCAACCUCCCUCAGCCUCCCUCAUCCUCCCUCAACCUCCCUCUGCCUCCCUCAACCUCCCUCUGCCUCCCUCAACCUCCCCCAACCUCCCUCAUCCUCCCUCAACCUCCCUCUGCCUCCCUCAACCUCCCUCAACCUCCCUCAUCCUCCCCCAACCUCCCUCAACCUCCCUCAUCCUCCCCUAAAUAAAUCCUACUGAAGAAUUAUUAUUAUUUGAAAGGGUUUGUCAUUACUGAAAAAUGUGUUUGUUUAUGUUUAUUUGUCUUUAAUCUUCAUUUUUCUCUUCAAAGUGUUGAAACUGAGUCUGUAUCUGACCUCUGACCUCUGACCUGUGCCUCCAUUAAAACCUGCUGUAACCUGAA